Molecule: messenger RNA, 1304 nt
Organism: Scaptodrosophila lebanonensis
Lineage: Eukaryota; Metazoa; Arthropoda; Insecta; Diptera; Drosophilidae
Gene: GIIIspla2
Product: phospholipase A2
Exons: 2
Coding region: 85-711 (208 amino acids)
Biological process (GO): phospholipid metabolic process; arachidonate secretion
Molecular function (GO): A2-type glycerophospholipase activity
Source: RefSeq, a predicted model, not a curated record
GUAUAAAACGCGGGAGCUAUAUCGUACGGAAACCAAUUGUUGAGCAAACGUGCUCGCCGUGAAACCUUAAAAUAAAACUCGUGAAUGAAAUUAAGCAACAUGGUUGCCAAACAGUACGUAUACGUAAUGUGUGUUCUAGUUGCGGGGCCAAUCCUGCAACUCUGCACAGCCAGGCAAUUGCCCGCCAUUGCAACAGCAACAAGAUACAGCAGCGCCGAGCUACGUCACGGAUCGCGCGAUAAGGCGAGUGGUGGCAAUAACGAUGACGUCGUUGCACCCGAACGCGUACGCCGUCAAGUCUCCGACUGGUUUAUAGCGCCCAAUACACGCUGGUGUGGCCGCGGCAACUUGGCCAAUGGCACAUAUAAUGAUUUGGGUGGCGCGUCGCUGGCCGACAAGUGCUGCCGCAAACACGACCAUUGCCAGCUCUACAUACCGGCCAUGUCAAACCGCUACGAGCUGUUCAAUUAUCGGCCUUACACGCUGUCGCACUGCAGCUGUGAUCGGCGCUUCCGCACCUGCCUCAAAAUGGCUGGUGAUGAGGACGCCAACACAAUUGGCAAGCUCUUCUUCAACAUGGUGCAAACGCAUUGCUUUGUCCUGAAGUCUGAGCGUGUUUGUCAGCAGCGAGGAACGGGAGACGAUGCAAAUACUUGCCUACAGGAAAAGGUGCGCCGAAAGGCGUAUCUCAAGAAUAAUAAGAAGUUUUAGAUACCCCUGCAAGUCGCAGCCAAACCAGCAGAAUGCCAAAAAAAGAUCCAACAGGGCUACACAUAUUUGGAAGCCUGCCUCAAACACACACACAAACACAACAAAACCUGCCACAUGCGCCUGCUAUGGAAUGCCAUCUCAAAACUCGCAUUGCUAUAAUUAAGUUUAAAACUUGGUUGGCAAAUUAAUCUCGGAGCAAAGCUUUAGGACACAAACCCAUGAACACACCAGAACGAACAAACAAACGAAAUAAUGACUGCCUUUGCAUUCAGGCUUUGCUUUCAGUCAAUUAAUUCGCAUACUUAUGUUACUUAAAGUGCUAUUAUAAUGCAUAGUAUGUACAACUAUGUAUUUUGUACUUAGUAGUUUUAGUUUUAGUUUAUUAGACACACACACACACACACACACACAUACACCAGCGGACGUUACCCAAAAAGCUUUAAGUCCAAUUGGUUGGCAGUUCUGAUAAGGCUGACGAAACAGACCGUUAUUCGUGUGUAUGUAUGUUUGUAUGAAUUUAGUAUUUGUAGCGUGUAGCUUAACAUUUUUGUAAGAAUAUGAAUAAAAUUAAAAACCCAUAAGACCCAAUAAGA